Messenger RNA from Scomber japonicus (chub mackerel), 2681 nucleotides. It is a transcript of the gene ift88, whose product is annotated as intraflagellar transport 88 homolog. Gene Ontology annotation, biological process: non-motile cilium assembly; kidney development; inner ear receptor cell stereocilium organization. Gene Ontology annotation, cellular component: non-motile cilium; centriole; ciliary basal body. Gene Ontology annotation, molecular function: kinesin binding. Lineage: Eukaryota; Metazoa; Chordata; Actinopteri; Scombriformes; Scombridae. The coding region runs from base 89 to 2563 and encodes 824 amino acids. The transcript is spliced from 24 exons. The record is from RefSeq and is a predicted model, not a curated record.
UGCCGUUACCUGCCUUAGCUGUUUGAAGUCCGUUUAUUCCACUGUUAUUCAUGAGCGUUUCGUAAAGCACCGCAUAAGAGUCAGAGAAAUGGAGAAUGUGCAUCUGGCUGUAGAGGAGGAGGAUCUUUAUUCGGGAUAUAACGACUAUAAUCCAACAUUCGACUCCGAGGAGCUGGAGAAUGAUGUAGGCUUCCAACAAGCAGUGAGGACAAGUCAUGGAAGAAGACCCCCAAUGACUGCCAAGUUUCCUGGCACUGCCAUUGGAGCUCGACCUUUAGCUUCUUCCUUUGGAUCUCGGGCCCCUUUGGCCUCUUCAAUGGGCAGACCCAUGACUGGAGCUGUGCAGGAUGGAGCAGCCCGACCCAUGACUGCAGUCAGAGCAGCAGGUUACACCUCCUCCAUGACCCGUGGAUCAACCUUUGACCCUCUGGGCCAGUCCAAAGGUCCUGCACCUCCACUCGAAGCAAAGAAUGAGGACACGCCUGAGGAGAAGAUCAAGAUCCUGGAGAAGAAAGUGAACGACCUGAUAGAAGAGAGCUGCAUGGCACACAGCAUGGGAACCCUACAACUGGCUCUUGAAAAAGCUAAAGAAGCAGGAAGGAAGGAGAGAAUGCUGGUGAGACAGAGGGAGCAGUCUGGCAACGCGGACCACAUCAGUUUAGACCUCACCUACUCUGUCCUGCUCAACCUCGCCAACCAGUAUGCAAACAAUGAAAUGUACCCGGAGGCCUUGAACAGCUACCAGGUCAUUGUGAAGAACAAGAUGUUCAGUAACGCAGGCCGACUUAAAGUCAACAUGGCCAACAUCUACUUCAAACAGAAGAAUUACCCCAAAGCCAUUAAAUUCUACAGAAUGGCGCUGGAUCAGAUCUCCAACGCUCACAAGGAAAUGAGGAUAAAGAUCAUGCAGAAUAUCGGCGUGGUCUUCGUACGCAUGGGCCAAUACUCGGACGCCAUCACGUCUUUUGAGCACAUCAUGAGCGAGAGCCCCAACAUCAAGACCGGCUUCAACCUCAUCCUGUGCUACUAUGCCAUCGGAGACAGGGAGAGGAUGAAGAAGGCCUUUCAGAAGCUCAUCUCUGUCCCUCUGGGCAUCGAUGAUGAUGACAAGUAUAUCCCAUCCAAUGAUGACACCAGCUCAAAUAUGGUCAUUGAAGCCAUUAAGAAUGACGCACUUCACCAGAUGGAGAGAGACCUAAAAGUCCUAGCCGAGAAGUACAUCAUGACUGCUGCCAAGCUCAUUGCCCCAGCCAUCGAGACUUCUUUCGCUACUGGAUUUGACUGGUGUGUUGACAUGGUGAAGAGCUCUCAGUACGUCGAGCUUGCCAAUGAUCUAGAGAUAAACAAAGCCAUCACCUACCUCAGACAGAAGGACUUCAAUCAGGCAGUGGAGACUCUGAAGACAUUUGAGAAGAAGGACAGCAGAGUGAAGAGCGCUGCUGCCACCAACCUCUCCUUCCUUUAUUUCUUGGAGAAGGACUUUGAACACGCUGACCGAUAUGCUGACCUGGCCAUGAACGCUGACCGCUACAACCCGGCAGCUCUUGUCAACAAAGGCAACACAGUGUUCGUCAAGCAGGACUACGAGAAGGCUGCAGAGUUCUAUAAAGAAGCGUUGAGGAAUGACUCCUCCUGCACUGAGGCCCUCUACAACCUGGGUCUAACAUAUAAGAAACUGAAUCGUCUUGAAGAAGGUCUGGACUGCUUCCUGAAGCUCCAUGCCAUUCUCAGGAACAGUGCCCAAGUCAUGUUCCAGCUGGCCCACCUCUACGAGCUACUGGAGGAUCCCCAGCAGGCAAUCGAAUGGUUGAUGCAAGUCAUCAGCGUGACUCCCACUGACCCCCAGGUACUGGCCAAACUGGCAGAGCUGUACGAUAGCGAGGGGGACAAGUCUCAGGCUUUCCAGCACUACUACGAGUCCUUCAGAUACUUCCCUUCUAACAUCGAUGUGAUUGAGUGGUUGGGGGCUUACUACAUCGAGACGCAGUUCUGUGAGAAGGCUAUUCUGUACUUUGAAAGAGCUACACUCAUACAACCAACUCAGGUGAAGUGGCAACUGAUGGUGGCGAGCUGUUACAGGAGAAGUGGAAACUACCAAAAAGCUCUGGAAACAUAUCAAGACAUCCACCGCAAAUUUCCAGAAAAUGUGGAAUGUCUGCGUUUCCUAGUGAGGCUGGGUACAGACAUGGGUUUGAAGGAAGUCCAAGAAUAUGCCACCAAGCUGAAGAAGGUGGAAAAGAUGAAAGAGCUCAAAGAGCAGAGGGUCAAGUCGGGGCGAGAGGGCAGUGCCAGAGGUCGGAGAGAAGGCAGAGAGGGCAGCGCUGGGAGUGCCGACAGUGGCCAAAGCAGCGGCAGCACUAAGGGAGAACGGCUGAGCGCCAAGGUGAGGUCACUUCCUGGUUCCAAUGAGCCUUACGAGGCCAGCAGCCCCAAAGAACUAGAUGCGUCUUAUGUGGACCCACUGGGGCCCCAGAUGGAGAGACCAAAGACAGGAGCCAAAAAACGAGUGGACGACGACGACUUUGCAGAUGAAGAGCUGGGAGACGACCUGCUGCCUGAGUAGCCACUCCGUCUCCGGCCUGCGCUGCUGAACAUUUGCUCUUUUGUCACCUUGUGAAAGGCAAGAGCGCAAAUCCAAAAACAAUCCAAAAUUCAGCUAUGGUUCCAGGAGAAAGACUCUA